Malassezia restricta is the source of this 1035-nucleotide messenger RNA. RefSeq names its product adenosine kinase. Gene Ontology annotation, biological process: purine ribonucleoside salvage. Gene Ontology annotation, molecular function: adenosine kinase activity. The coding region runs from base 1 to 1035 and encodes 344 amino acids. The record is from RefSeq and is a predicted model, not a curated record. Gene Ontology annotation, cellular component: nucleus; cytosol. NCBI's taxonomy places the organism in Eukaryota, Fungi, Basidiomycota, Malasseziomycetes, Malasseziales, Malasseziaceae. The transcript has a single exon.
AUGGUGUUGACUGAAAACUUGAAGCUUGUUGCCCUCGGCAACCCUCUGCUGGACAUGCAGGUCCGUGAUGGUCAAGAGGUGCUACAAAAGUACGGUCUGAAGUCGAAUGAUGCUGUGCUUGCCUCGCCCGAGCAGUUGAGCAUUUAUGGUCACCUUGUCGAGAACUACCAGGUCACGUAUGUGGCUGGUGGUGCUGCACAGAACACGGCACGCUGCGCUCAGUAUGUUUUGCCUCAGGACUCGACUGCCUACCUUGGCUGUGUCGGUAAUGAUGACCUUGCCCAGCAGCUGCGUGCAGCUAACGAGCGCGAAGGUGUGCAGAGUGUGUACCAGGUCGUGAAUGACACGCCAACGGGCUCGUGCGCAGUGGUAAUUACUGGCCACGACCGUUCUUUGUGCACGAACCUGGGUGCGGCAGAAAAGUUUGCUCAGUCACAUCUUGAGAGUGCUGAUGCAAAGGCCGUGAUCGAAGCAGCCAAAUUCUUCUACUUGGGUGGCUUCUUCCUGACUCACGGUGUCGAAAGUGCUCUGGCUCUGGCUAAGCACGCUAAAGACACGGGCAAGACUUUUUCCAUGAAUCUCUCUGCUCCAUUCAUCCCUCAGUUCUUCAAGUCUCAAGUGGACCAGGUGAUCCCCUACGCCGGGCUGGUGAUCGGCAACGAGUCUGAGGCAGAGGCCUGGGCCAAAGCGUCUGGUCUGGAUACCACGGAUUUGAAUGUCAUUGCACAGAAGAUUGCUGACUCGCCUUCGGAACUGUCCAAGCCCCGCACGGUGCUGAUUACGCACGGUGCUGAAUCGACGAUCCGUGCUGUGCAAGGUGCUUCGUCGACGCACACGCACCCAACACCCAAGGUGGACGCUGCCAACAUCGUUGACACGAACGGUGCCGGUGAUGCAUUUGCGGGUGGUGUGAUUGCCGCCCUCAUUCUGGGCAAGUCGAUGGAGGAGGCUGUGGACGUGGGUCACCGUCUCGGUGGUAUGUGCAUUGGCCAAGUAGGACCUGUGCUCAAGUUCCCUAAGGAAAACGUACUCUAG